AUGUAAAAUAUUGAUUAACAUAUCAAAUUUCUUUGUUCCAAAUUAGUUGGGGAAGAAAAUUUAAAAUGCCCAACCGAGAACAUCGAGUAUAGUUCUAAAGCUCAGGAGUACUUUAAAGAGAAAUUUCCUAUUGUUAUAUCAAAAGUGAAAUUCAAAUAACAAAAAAAUUAGUUUCAAGAAUUAUUAGAUGAUGAAGAUUUUUUAAUAUCUUAUAUGAAACUUUAUAGAUUGGAUAAUUCUCAUUAAAUAUUUAAUAAUGCUCUUUAAUGGUUAAUUAAUCACAUUAAUAAUCCAGAAAUAUUAUCAUUUGUGAUGGAUGAGAUUUCUAAAGAAUAUUAAUUUAAUGAAGAUUGGAGUGAAGAGACUAUUCCAAAAUUAAUUGAAUAAAUUAUGAAAGACUAUCAUGUAAGUGAUUUGAUUGAAAUUGUUGUGUUUAUUUUGAAAAAUACUAAUUUCAAUUUAGAAUUAAUUUUAAAACAAAUAACAGCCACUUUAAAAUUAGCUAAACCAAAGAAAUCUUAUUAAAAAAUAGAUGAUAUGCAUCCUUUAUUGAAUUUAAUUACUAAAAUAGUUUCAGUUUUUUCUCCAUCAUUGGAGUAAGUUUAAUAAACAUACAAUAUAAUUUUGGCUGCCUAUAGACAUUUUUUUAGAGAUUUAUUAAGAAAUUAUGUAACUUAAUCUUAAGUUUCAGCUGUAGGAGAUUUUCUUAUUUCAUUUAGUACUUAAAUUCCAGAAAAAAUAGAUUCAAUAUUUUGUUCAAGCUAAUUAAUCACUCUUUUUGUAAAUGAGAUUGCCAAUACAAUUAGUUAUUUAUAAUAUGAGAAAAAAUUAAUGUCUUAACAAAAAUUAAAAUUGUUAGAUUUAGUUAUUAAUUUAUAAAAUGCUGAUAAAUUAUUUUAAAUUAAUUUUUAUUUUAACUUUUAUGAUAUUAAAUAAUUACCAGAUGGAGACUGUUAUUUAUGUUAAUAUAAGAAUUAAAAAAUGUAUUAAUUAUUAGAAAUUGAAACUGAAAAGAAAGAAAUAUUAAUUUAAUGUUGUAAGGGAUGCUUUUUUACUCAAUUAUAAUUAAGCAAUAAUUAUGAAGAUUAAGUUUAUUUAUCUACUAUUACAUAUGGUCAUGCAUGUAAAACAAAAUGUAAUUGGAUGAAACUUUAUUAUGAAAAUUAUCUUAUUUCUUAAACUCUUUAUAAUGGAAAAUAAAAUAAAAAAUCAAAGUCAAUUAGCAUUUAAAAAUUAGAUGAAAUUUCAUAAUCUCUAGAAUAAAUGUGUAUCGAUUAUAAUCGAUUAUAAGACAUUCAUAUGUAUUUAUGGUAUUUCUCCUAUUUGAGUCUAUUGUUUUAGUAAUUAUUUUAAACAUAUUAAAAUAUUGAAUUGAUAUUAUUGGCUUUUUUUGAAGAUAACUCAAUUUAAGUCAGAGCAAAAGUACUUCAUUAAUUUGAAAAUUACUGUCUUAAGGUAGCAAAAAUGCAAAUUCCAAAAAGUUUCAGUAUUUUAUUGUUAUAAUACUAGAAUUUAGUUUAUUUAAUACUUAAAAUAUCUUAGACAGAAUGAAAUUAAGAGCAUAAGAUAUAUCUAAAUAAAUUAGAGCUAUGAUUGUGCUUUCUUUGUUAAAAUUAUGGAAAGAAUGUAAUAUUUCAUGUCUUGACAUAAUUAUUAAUAGAAUGCAAGAUAUUGAAAUUUCUGUUAGAACAAAAACAAUUAGAUAUUCAUUAGAUUAUAUUGAUUUAUUUAAAGAGUUACAAUCCAAUGAGCAAAUCAGAUUUUUCGAAGAAGUAUCUAAAAGAUUAGAAGAAAAAGGAGAAAUUGGAGAAAUGUCUGCUUAAUUAAUUCUUUUACUUUUAGCAACAGAUUCAAAAAAUAGAGAUUAAGAAAUUGCAGAUAAACUUUUAGAAUUAACAUUUGAAGCAAAUAAUUAUAAAAUAGACUAUGAUCGAAUAUAAAGCUUAAUCGAUAAAUUGUCUGAAAAUAAUAAAAUUAUUGAUAAAUAAGGAAUCUUACAUUUUUUUAUUUUAAGAUUAAUUCAGCUUUCAAAUGGCUGUGUUGAUGUUAAAGAAACCAAACAAUAGAUUUAUUAAAUAGAAAAUGUAUUAAAAUUAAUUUAAAUCAUAAUCAAUUAAAAAAACCAUACCUAAUAGUAAAUUUUCAUAAAAUAAAUUGAUAAUUUAAUGUAAAUUACAUCUUAUUUUUUGAAUAAAUAAGAAGAUACUCUCGAUACUCCUUUUGUGAAUAUAUUAAAUGGUUUAUUUAAAAUUUUAAUUUUUUGUCUUGAAGAUUUAAAUUCAAAUAGUAAAAAAAUCUAUGAUAAAAUUCCUUUUUAAUUAACAAAAAAAUUAAGUAAUUAACUUGAUUACUUAAUUAUUUUUAUAGAAAAGAUAAUAUAUAAAAUUCAUCCUAAAACAGCUUUUGUUAAGACUAUAUUCACUCUUUCUACUUUAUUAGAUUUAAGGUAUACAAAGAAAUAUGAAAAUAUAUAUUCUAAAUUUGAAAUAGUUAUGAAAUUAAUAUUAGUUAAAGCUGAAGAGAAUCCUGUUAGUUUUUAAUUUGGUUUAAUAGGGUUUUGUUAAAUUUUUGAUUAUUUUGAAUAUUUUAUAACAAAAACCACUAAAGAUAUAGAAUCAUUUUUAGAGUCGAUGUAGACUUUAUAUAAUAGCUUACUUGAAUUUUCAAAGGAAAAGGCUGCUUAAGAGGAGAUUAUUUUCACCUUAUCUAAAAUGUGGGAAAAACUUCCAUAAUUAAUGUUUGAAAGUAGUGAAUUCUUAAUAGAAAAUUUAAAAGAAAAUACUUUUUAAGAACCUAUAAUAAUAGCUAUUUAUUAAAUUUUUUAUGAAUCAAUUUUAGAAGCAAAUAGUUAGGCUUAAAAAUAAUAAUUUGGUUAAAUAGUUGAUAAAAGUUAACUUUCAUAUAUGAUUAAAGAUAUUUUUAAUGUAGUAUUUCAAAAGCAUAUUUUACAUCCAAAUAAAACUAUAAGAGUUUUAGUUUUAAAAUUGAUUGAAUUACUUUUUGAUAAUUAGUUAUCUAUUUCCCUUUAAUUUGGAGAUUAUUUAAUUGUAGCUUUGAUAAAUGAUGAAGAGAUUGCAGAACAAAUCUUAAAAAAAUGUAUUGAAGUUCGACCAGAACAUAUGAUAUUAUAAAUUCCUAAUGGAAUUAAAUUGAUGAUAUAAAAUUAUGCUUAACUUAAACCUUAUUUUACUGGAUUAGAUAAUUUAUUAAAAAAUUAUACAAUAUCAAAUAAUCAAGUUUUCAGUCAUUCUGUUCACUAUGAUUUAUGUGCUUAAAAAUUAAGUGAUUAUUUGUUAUAUUAAGAUGAAUCUUAUUUUUUAAAUAAGAUUGAUAGUAGAACAUAUUUCACAUAAGCUUAAUUUGUAUUAUAUUAAAUAAUUCAUUUAUAAUAUUUAUCAAAACAAGAAAUUAAAAUUAUUUUAAAGGCAUUACUAAAUAGAUUUGAUGAUUUUUUAAGUAGAAUUGAAAGAAAGCUGUAGUAAUUAAGUGUUGAAAAAGAUUAUUAGAUUAUAAAAGCAAUUCUUUUAAAAUUAUUUUAUGCUUAUUAAAUUGUAGUUAAGCCAGACUAAAUUUUUGGAGAAUCUAAUUAGACUUUAAGAUAGAUUUACCAUAUGAAAGUUAUGAAAAGAAAAUCUUUGAAAAGAUAAAGUAAAAAGAUGUUAAAAGAAAUUUUAUGUUUUGAAAUAUGUCCAAAACACAUAAAUAAAUUUAAUCAAUAUGUUAAUUCAAGUGAAAUGAAUAUUUAGAUUUAAGAUAAUGAUCUAUCUGAUAGUGAAUAAGACAAAAGAUAGAGUAUUGGAAAAGAAAAUAAAUAUAAAAUAGAAUUGGGAUUGAUUGAUUAAUUAUUAGAUUUUCAAUUAGGAGAUUCACCUAAUAUGUUUAGAUUAUUUGAUGAAUUAGGUAUAUUUGAAGAAAUAGAAGAAAAAGUUGAAACUAAAUUAUAAGAGGAAGUUAUUGAAGAGCCAGAAGUAGAAAUUGUUUAACCAAAAAAAUCAAGAAGAAAAACAUCAAAAAGAAAACCAAGAAAAUAUUGA
This is a messenger RNA of Paramecium sonneborni, 4034 nucleotides long. NCBI's taxonomy places the organism in Eukaryota, Ciliophora, Oligohymenophorea, Peniculida, Parameciidae. The record is from the annotation of a GenBank genome assembly.